GGUUGGUUACACAGGCAAAGCCCAUCUUGGCGUCUAUUAAUAAAUACCAACAAACGAUCGCUGGUCCAAUAAGUCCAUUACUUUUUAGGCAGGUGACCUUUUUUUUUUUACAAUGCCACCAUGUUUAUUAGCCAUAACCGCAUAUCCACAAGGGGGCUCUGCAGGAACCAGCCCUAUUUCCUUGGUCUGCAUUCAGCUUGUGACCCUGUCAAACAGUCUUCUGAAUUAUAUCUAGGUAGCUGCAUUUCUCUAUCGACGCCACGACGCGAGGGCGCGCCAAAUAUAGGUAGCCGGAUAGUUGCGGGAUUCUUGGAAGUUUCCAAUUAAGAAAAAUGGUAAAUUUCUCGUAAUAUUAAUUUUCUUUAUUGUCAAAAGACCUUUUAAUAUCUCUUAUCAAUCUCUCCCCCUGUUCCCGUUUGCCUUUCUUCAUUCACAACUAACUACUACACUACAAAUCCAACAUCAUCAAUUCUCGACUCCCGGAUCGUAAUGGGAAACGUGCGCACGGCUUUUGCUCUCUCGGCGCUGGCUGCUGCAGCCGCGCAGGUGCAGGCCCAAGACCUCAACCAGACGAUUGUUGGCUGUGUCGACGUCGAGUGUCCAGUCAGCAGUACGAGCAAUGUAGACGACAAUUGCACCGUAGCAGAUACCGGCUCAUUUAUCUACGUCGGACUAACACGCGUACCGACUGGCAACGAUGCCCUCUCGGGGUUGUCAUGGUCCAAGGGCUUCAACGUCGGCUCGUCUGACAACAAAAGGGAGUUCCAGAAUACAUUCUAUCUGGGCACACCGCCGGACUUACACCUGGAUAAUUCAACGGGCGCAUGUGCUGUUUUCCUGCACGGCGCAUCUAAGAAUCUCGCUUUCCCCGGCGAUAAUCAUGAGACUGCGCAGGGUACGUGCGCGGAUGCCAUGGGCUCUUCAUGCGUCGACGCGCUGGUCUCCCGGGCCAGGACCUUGGUAAAUGGGUAUAAUAGUGGCAGCGAGAAUCUCUCCGUCUCGGAGGCCUGCUCGAGACUGCAGAGGGAUCUGGAAGAUAGUAACGACGAAGCCUGUGCUCGGAUCUCGGAGGGGCAUUGGAGUAAUUUUACCAGCGCCGCUUUAACUGGCGAGGAUGCACCACAACCCAUCAGCCAGCAGCAAAACUCAUCGUCAACCUGCUGGCCUGUCAUCCCGAAGCAAGACGAUCUCACCUUAAUUAGCCAGUACAACUACACAGGGGAUACCACCUUUAACGAUUUGGAAAAGGCCACCUGGGCUAUCACGCCCAUAAUCACCGUCUUCUACUCAGCUGGUAGCGGAAGUCUAGUCACUGAUACCGAAGCUUCUAUGUCCUGCAUCAAAGUCGUGGGACCCCCGAGAGCCUCUCUGGCUACUAUAAACAAUGGCUCCAGCGAUGAUGACGGUAGCGGGGCAGUUGGCCUGUCGUCGUCGCAGUCGGUGUUAUCAGCUGCGUUGUUUGCAGCCGUUGCAGCAUUUUUCAUUGGUAUCUAGCAUGAUAGGUAUUGCAUUGGCGUUGGGUAUGCACUUCGGGUCUGAUUGAAACUACGAUAUUUAUUCCUGGGUACGGCGAGUUAUUAUAAAUAGAAUAUAAGGCUGGCUAUAAAAUAAUACUGUCUAGGUAGUAACGAACUAUGAGGAGGCUGAGAAGCGCAAUUCAAAGAAUUUACUCCUAUUCCGAACUCUUCGUCACUUGGCGC
Daldinia vernicosa is the source of this 1700-nucleotide messenger RNA. RefSeq lists its product as uncharacterized. The transcript has 3 exons. Lineage: Eukaryota; Fungi; Ascomycota; Sordariomycetes; Xylariales; Hypoxylaceae. The coding region runs from base 490 to 1494 and encodes 334 amino acids. The record is from RefSeq and is a predicted model, not a curated record.